Molecule: messenger RNA, 1236 nt
Organism: Pochonia chlamydosporia 170
Lineage: Eukaryota; Fungi; Ascomycota; Sordariomycetes; Hypocreales; Clavicipitaceae
Exons: 1
Coding region: 1-1236 (411 amino acids)
Source: RefSeq, a predicted model, not a curated record
AUGCCCACCAUUGUAAGACCUCGCCCUGAAAAAGUCGGCCUCAACACCGACAAAGCGGUCCAUUCCUCCGCAGCACUCCUCAAGCAAACCUCCACAGCAUGGACAGUCGACAAAGCCCAAGUAACAGACUACGGCGUACAAACCAACAAACGCAUCGGUCCUGAGAACCGAGCCGUCCUCCGCACCUCCUUCUCCUACCUAGAUGAAACGCCGCGUUCCAUCGUACCCUACGGCAACGGCUUCGUAGACGGCAUCAUUCGUGCGUUUCAACAAGACCUACACUUGGUUCUACGCCCCGACGAUGUGUGGCUCGCGAUAUUAACACAGUUUUCAUUCUACGUCAAUGGGGCGUCUGACGAACUACGAGACAAGUUUGUCGACCAUGACGGCAAAAAGACUAUAUGCGUGGAUGUUACACCCCAGAAAUUUGAGGACGUUGACAUUGGAAAGCUGAGCGUGCAGUUUACGCAGGCCAUGAAGAAACAAGUCAAAGAUGGAGACGAAUUCGUAGACUGGCUGCUACCUAAAUUCAGUACCACGACGGAGACAGACGAAGCCGUAGCUGCAAUAAUGCUCAUGAGCACCAUGAAGUCGUACUUUGAGUAUCUCAUGCUCUGCGGCUGUGGUUUCCCCAGCGUCACAUUACAAGGCUCACGAGACGACUGGGUCGAUAUACGCAACCGUAUACCUCGCUUCGCAGACUAUGGCACCGACGCCAAAGAGUGGAGUGUGUAUCUGGAGAAGAUUCUGGAUAAGAUGAUUCUCAGCUUCGACGAGCCAGAGAGUAGGGACGUCAGGGACUUUUGGAUGAAUGUGCGUCAUGCGGCUGGGCAUGAUGGAUCGAUGGACAUGCGCACCAUGUCAGGCUGGAUUACGGCAUUUUGCUUCUGGACGCAGGAGGGGAAGAGGAACCGCGGGUAUGAGGAUGAGGUUUUGUAUGCGCGGGGAGAGUCAGGGGUGGAUAGGAGGAGGUUGGUGUUGGAUGGGGUGAGGUUUCCGGUGAUGCAUUGGAAGGCUGUGACGAGGGGGGUUGCGGAGGUUGGUGUUACGGUGGUGGAUUUGAGGGGGGAGAGGAUGGAGACGACGGUUGUUGCUGGGAGUGUUGGAGUUGAGGGCGUUGGUGGUGGUGAUGGAGGUGGUGAUGUUGUUGGUGAUAGGGUCGGAGGUGGAGCGAUCGGGGUGGUGAGGCCGGUGAGUGGGUGGUGGAUGUUGUUGGAUAGGAUUGAAAAGUUGUGA